Vitis vinifera (wine grape) is the source of this 1726-nucleotide messenger RNA. Its product is annotated as intermediate cleaving peptidase 55, mitochondrial. Bases 80 to 1540 code for a protein of 486 amino acids. The transcript is spliced from 14 exons. Gene Ontology annotation, molecular function: manganese ion binding; metalloaminopeptidase activity. Gene Ontology annotation, cellular component: mitochondrion. Lineage: Eukaryota; Viridiplantae; Streptophyta; Magnoliopsida; Vitales; Vitaceae. The record is from RefSeq and is a predicted model, not a curated record.
ACUUGACCGAUAAAGGGAUUCUUGACACUAUAAAAACAGAGUCGAUCAUGAAGAGAGUCCACCCGGAAAAACAGAGGAAAUGCAGAUUCUCCGAAGAAAACUUCUGCAAAGGAGCUCAUUCAUACAAGGAGUUGGAAGAUGCGGGUAUUGUUCAAAAAAUAUCGUGGAUGCAGGGCAGCCAACCCCUGCAUCUCACCCUCAGUUACUAAAUGAAGGGGAGAUCACACCUGGCAUAACUAGCGAAGAAUAUGUCUCAAGGAGAAAAAGAUUGUUGGAGCUUCUUCCUGAGAACAGUUUAGCCAUCGUUGCAUCUGCUCCUGUAAAGAUGAUGACAGAUGUGGUGCCUUACACUUUUCGACAAGAUGCUGAUUAUUCAUAUCUUACUGGCUGUCAGCAACCUGGUGGCAUAGCAGUUUUAGGUCAUGAGUGUGGCCUAUGCAUGUUCAUGCCGGAAUCACACCCUCAUGAUGUUAUUUGGCAAGGGCAGAUUGCGGGAGUUGACACAGCUUUGGACACAUUCAAAGCUGAAAAAGCAUAUCCAAUGAGUAAAUUAAAAGAGAUUCUUCCUGGCAUGAUGGGAAGAUCCUCCAAAUUGGUUCACAAUGUGAAGACAGCCAUACCAACUUAUAUGGAAAUGGAGGCCUUUCAAAAGGCUGCUUACAGUGGCAAAGUAAAAGAUCUUUCUGUAUACACUCAUGAAUUGCGGUGGGUAAAAUCACCGGCAGAGCUGAAGUUAUUGAGAGAGUCUGCAUCGAUUGCUUGCCAGGCUCUUUUGCAGACAAUGUUUCACUCGAAAACAUAUCCUUAUGAGAGUAUGCUAUCGGCUAAGGUUGAAUAUGAGUGCAAAAUGCGAGGGGCCCAAAGAAUGGCAUUCAACCCUGUGGUUGGUGGUGGCCCUAAUGCUAGCGUCAUACAUUAUUCUCGAAAUGAUCAGAAGGUUAAAGACGGGGACCUUGUUUUGAUGGACAUUGGAUGUGAGUUGCAUGGAUAUCUUAGUGAUCUUACUCGUACAUGGCCACCCUGUGGCUUCUUUUCUGCAGCCCAAAGGGAACUUUAUGAUCUUAUCUUAGAGACAAACAAGGAAUGUGUGAAGCUCUGCAGACCUGGCACAAGCAUUCGACAAAUACACCACUAUUCGGCUGAAAAGCUACUCCAUGGACUCAAGGAGUUAGGAAUUUUGAAAGACAGUCGGAAUAUUUAUCACAGCUACCAUCAGCUGAACCCUACUAAUAUAGGUCACUAUCUAGGAAUGGAUGUUCACGACUGCCAUUCACUUGGGGAUGACCAGCCCUUGAAGCCAGGUGUUGUGAUAACAAUUGAGCCAGGAAUUUACAUCCCAUCUUUCUUUGAUGGUCCAGAGAGGUUUCGAGGGAUUGGAAUAAGGAUUGAGGAUGAGGUCCUUAUCACAGAAACAGGAUAUGAGGUCCUAACUGGGUCGAUGCCAAAAGAAGUUAAGCAUAUCGAGACAUUGCUAAACAACUUCUGCCAUGGAGUAAAUACAGAGAACCAAAACAAUAUGAGAGCUGCAUCCAUUUCAUGAGCUUCUUGCAUUUUCAGGUACAAGAACACGUUGAUGCAUAGGCCAUGGUGGGAAUAAAUAGGAAGCCUUGUGAAACAAAUUUUUGUUGUAUUUUAGCCCCAGGGUGCUCAUUAUUUAUAGGCAAUUUUCCAAUAUAAAUUGUACUCUACAUUCAAUUUAUCAGAACCCUAAUUCUAGCUUUGAAUC